AUGGAAGCAACGGACGCCAAACCCACCACAACACAAGCAUAUCUUAUAAAUAUCGAUCGGAUACGGACGAACAACUUCCCUACGGAAGUGCGUGCGGAUAUUACUUUGUCAUCUUCGGCUGCAAGCACAACUCCGAAGCAUUGCAAUGCCACUGUGUAUUCGUCAACAGAGGUAUCCUUGCCGUCGUCCUCGCAUCGUUUAGGCGACAUCAGCGACCCCCGUCAUGUCUAUCUCCCAUUCUCGGAUCAAUUCGUUGAAAUGCUCAUUGAAAAAGGGGAUAAGGUUGCUAAGAAUGAAGUGCUCUGCGUCAUCAAACAAAUGAAAAUGGACCUCGAGGUACGAGCUCUGUACAAUGCAGUCGUCGACUUGGUAGGUCAGUUUCAUGAAGGCGAAACUGUUAAAGAAGGUUUGCAUGUGUGUGUACUGGAUGUUACGGACAGGAAUGUAGCUUCCGUCGGGAGGUCUGAGCUUUUGGCAAAAAUCUAA
Molecule: messenger RNA, 486 nt
Organism: Cladophialophora bantiana CBS 173.52
Lineage: Eukaryota; Fungi; Ascomycota; Eurotiomycetes; Chaetothyriales; Herpotrichiellaceae
Exons: 1
Coding region: 1-486 (161 amino acids)
Source: RefSeq, a predicted model, not a curated record